AUGAUUGCUGGCCCCUUAAAUCCUCGUCAAGUGGCAAAGGAGUUCCGCAGACGCCUGUUUCGCAGCGAGAAAGGAGCGUGCAGAUUACGGCUGCAGGCUGGAAGAAUAGGACGCCCUAGAAAACAAACCGCGCGAGAGGGGGGCUUGCAGUGCAGACGCCGCAGCCGAGCUCGCUCUUUAUUCGACUUUUCCGGCUCCUCGGUUCUUCCUGCAGCCGUCGAGCCCCUCCCUGUGCAAAUCACAGGGCUUCGCUAGGGCCCGCACCAUCUGCAGGCGCGCUCGGUCUCCUGCGGCGGCGCCUCCGCCUCUUCCUUCCGCAGGUUCGCAGCGCUCCGAGCCGUCGAGGCGGGAGGAAGGCGCAGCUCGAGCGCGCGCGCGGCUCCGGCUGGCUGGCGGAGGGGAGGCGGGGUGAAGGGCAGGCGAGGCGAGACCUGUGGCGCUUGCCCGCGCAGCGGCGCGUCAGCCAUAUUGCAGCAGCAGCAGCAGCAGCAGCCGGGGAGGGGCAGCAGCGACGCCCACACGCCCAGAGGACCAAGAGCGCAGCCCGAGCGGACGCCCAGUACCAGCCGCAGCAGCCGCCUUGCCUGGUCGGAGCCACACGGACCUGCCGCGGCGAGGUAAGGACCCCCAGACGAAACCCCGCCCCACCCUCGACGGUCCUCACAGGAGCCGGGGGUUGGAGGGGGUUACCGGGAAGGAAACUUGGCGGCGAGCAAGUGGCGCGAAGUUGCUUUUGUGGCGCUGCAGCCGAGGCUUCGGCAACAGGUGGGGCGGCGGGGGAUUAGCGCCCGGCUCCUCUUCCGAGAGAGGAGUUGGCGCACUUAUUUAGCGCUUCUCGAAGCGGCGCGUUUGCAUUCUGCCCCAAAAGCCUCGUUAAGUUUUUCUCCUCCCGCCGCUUUCCAGAGACACUUUGCGCUUCUUGAAAGCUGAACCGGAAAGUGCUGCUUUUCUGUUCCGCCUCGUUUGAGCCGCCCUGCCUUGCAUAGCCCGGCCCGAGUCAGCCUCGUGGGAGAAGUAGCCCCCCCCCCCCACUAGUUCAGCGUCUCUUACGCCCAAGGAAGUGGGAAAAGGAUUUGCCGCUUAAAUCCGCCCCCCCUCCCUUGGGAAUGCCCGCAACAGGAUUAUUACUCACAUCCUCUGGAAACCGGCCUAUUUCGACUCGGGUCUUGAAUUUUUUGGAUCUGGGGGUAUUAAAGGGGUGACCGAGGCAGCGAUCCGAAGCUCACUUUCCUGAGAGUCGGCCCCAUUGAAUCCCACGGGAUUUACUUCUGAGUAGAGGUGGCUGGGAUUGCGCUGUUAGGCAGCUUGUUCUUACUUGUCCCGGGGUUGGAGAAAGGGUGGGUGCCCUCCCUGAGCCAGGGAUGAAAUAUUGGGGGGGGGGGGGACAGGUAAGCGAUCACAAUAAGCAGUGCACGCAGACCAUUUGAAUGGCAAACUUAGGGGGGGGGGCUCCCUCGAAUAUCUCAUUGGCGUUGGCUUCUAUGCCAUGCACGCAGGUGGGGGUGUGGGAGCGAGUUUUGCUUCCCGUAAACGGGAGUGAAUACGAAACUCCGUUGGCGGCAACUCAUUCCGGAGUGAUUAAUGCAAGUACAAAAAGCAGGGCUACUGAUAAUACGCGGGCCGGUUCUUCCUCAGCCUUUCGUUUGAAGAGGGGAGGAAGCUGAAGCAGUUCCUGUCUGUGGGUGAAAGACUGCAUGUUACAUCAGACCUACAUUUUGAGCUACCGGGAAACUCCUCUUGCCCUGCCCCGUUUCGAGGCAAAAUGAAGCCUUGACUCUGCAAGGUUGUUCCCCGCCAGCUUCAGCCCUUUAUUGAAUGUGGGACUCGGUAGAAUCGUUGCCUGCAACUUGCUUGCUUCAGAGCAGUCUUAAUGCGGGAAGGGAGGGGGGCGGGGAGGUCCCUGAUCUUUAUUUAAAAGGGCUGUAUAGCUAGUGAAUUACUGCUACGAGGUCUUUAAAGCAGAGAGACUUUGAACGCAGACCGUUUCCCUUUAAGGCUUAAAGUUUUAAGUCAAGGGGUUUAGUUGAUUCCGUGUUGCUUGGAUACUUGUUCUGUAAGAGACCACUGUUUGGAAAAACUUGAAAUAUGAUUAACCCUCCACACACGCACACACAUGCAUGUCCUUGAACAUUUUUGAAAUUGUGGUUGUUCCUAUGGGUGUGGCUGAGCAAAUGACCUUCUCUCCUUGCAAUCAGACUCCUCUUUCGCUGGGUGAGGUUGCUGGCUUUGUUUUUUUCUAUAGGGGUUGGCGUAACUAAGUAAUUAUUGGUCACGAGUGAAUCAUCCUUGCUUACUUAACCUGCUUAAAGCUGCAAUCCUAUGCACAUUUAUAUGGGAGUGUGUCCAACUGAACACACUGAGAGUUACACCUGAGUAGGCUUAAGUAGAACUUCUCUAUUGAACUUCUCUCCCCACACCUUACACCGUAGUUUAACUUUAGUGUGUUAUUUAUUUGGAUUCUUUGUGCAGAUCUUGUAG
Podarcis lilfordi (Lilford's wall lizard) is the source of this 2478-nucleotide messenger RNA. Lineage: Eukaryota; Metazoa; Chordata; Lepidosauria; Squamata; Lacertidae. The record is from the annotation of a GenBank genome assembly.